Messenger RNA from Cheilinus undulatus (humphead wrasse), 3116 nucleotides. It is a transcript of the gene fbxo34, whose product is annotated as F-box protein 34. The coding region runs from base 304 to 2259 and encodes 651 amino acids. The transcript is spliced from 3 exons. Gene Ontology annotation, molecular function: protein binding. The record is from RefSeq and is a predicted model, not a curated record. Lineage: Eukaryota; Metazoa; Chordata; Actinopteri; Labriformes; Labridae.
UAAAUCCUCGGUUACCGGUGGAACCGACACACGGAGAGGUUCGCUGAUCAAUGACUGACGGUAGAAGCGGAGGAGGGACCGGAUCUGAUCGGGGCUCGGAGUCUGUCCGGAGUCAGAGUCGAAGAGUUUCCUCCUUCAGUGUAUCCUGAGGGGGUGGAGUCACACCACAGAUGUUUACAGAGUGGGAGGAGUCACAGUGUUUGUAUUAGAAAUGUGAGGCUAAGGGAUCAGAGCAGCUGUCAAUCAAACCACGGUCGCACCCCCAGGAGCAGCAUUCAAUCAGCAUCAGUGUGCAGGACCACCAUGCACCUGAAGGCGUGUCCUAAGCUCGUGCGUUCAGAGUUGCGGUUGGAUGCGCCCAGUGCUCAGCAGAGUGGUCUGUUUGUGAGCCAGCAGGGGGCGCUGCUGAGGACCUGCGGCAGUAACCAUGGCAACAGCCCCCGCCUCCCGCUCAGCGUCAUCUCCACCAACACGCUGCGCUGCAGCGGCUCAACCAAUCACGGUGUUGGCAGCAGCGUGGCGUCGCUACGGCUCAAGGUGUCGCCUGGCGGUCCCCUGCAGCUCCUCCCACCGACGGUAGGCUGUGAGAACAACACACUCAGACUGUGCCCGCCCACACUGGAGGUCACACCGGAGGUUAUGGACGCCUCCCUGGACGUUUGGACUGUGAUCAAGCCCGGACACGUCCGGGAGAAGAUCGCCAUCUUUGCCCCAGAUGGACAGAGCUCAGACGGCAGUGGAGAACGGAUGCCAACCAGCGGUUCUGGUAGCCGAGAAAGGACGCUGUCAGCCUGUCAGAGCUACAGCCCCUCAUCAGGACCCCUCAGGGCCACCAAAGCGAAGGGAAGCCGGGAGGAAAACUGCAGCGCCAAGCGACGGCGACGGUCCGGGAAUGCCAUCCAGCAGGACCAAAGGGGCCAGGAACCCCAGCAGCCCGCCCACAGAACGUCUCCAUGGCGACCAGAAGCGACCCAGCGGUUAGGCAGGGUGGCUUCUGAGGAGGAGGGGGAGGAGCAGAAGGUGUCCGUGGUGGAGAUGGUUGCGUUCCUGGAGCAGAGAGCCAAUGAGACAGACACCAAACCACUGCUAACUCUACAGAGGAGCUCCGCCUCCAUUACCUUGUCCAGAGCCCCGCCCUGUGAAUUCAAGGACCCCGCCAACAUCAGGGAGGAGGAGCCAGAGAGCAUCAGGGUGUCAGACAUGGUGGCGAGGCUGGAGUGGGAGUGUCAACAGCGACGGACAGAGGGUGGGCUGUCCCGGAGCAACAGCCUGAGGAGAAGUGUGGGGCGGGUCCUGCUGGCUGCCGCUGAGCAUGGCCCCGCCCCUGUGGAGCACAGCCCUGCCCCCUGCCAGUCAGCAGUGAUAUCAUCAUCGAUGAUGUCGUCUUCAGAGACGACACAAGUGAUAUCAUCAGAGAUGUCAUUGCCUGCCAGCAGGGAGCCAAUCAGCUGCUUUGGAACACCACCCACCUUAGCUGUGACCCUGCCCUCUUCCACCUGUCAGGCCACACCCCUUCCAGGUGAGUCCAGGGUGGCGACCAUGACAGUCCCUAAAACAGAAGCCCCACCCCCCUCGCAGAACCUUUCCCUGAGCAAAGAGGUGGAGCCUCCACCAGGUUUGUUGUUUAUGUCUCCUGCGCCACGCCCCUCCUCAGACUAUGCACCUCCCAGCACAGACUCAAGGCCCCGCCCCCAUGACUCUAAUAGCCUAUCAGAGCAGAGGAGGUCAUGUGAGCGUGCCGUGCUUUCGGCCGCCGGGUGCUCCUUGGCGAAGGUUUCUGUAGGGCGGCGUGCGUCCGUGUCCCAGGACUUCCUGUUGAUGCGUCAGCGUCUGCAGCAGCUGCUGGAGCCCCGCCCCUAUCUUACGGUGCUCCCUCAUCACGUAUUGGUUAAGAUCUUCUUGUUCCUGCCCACGCAGAGCCUCGCCGCGCUGAAGUGCACCUGCCAGUACUUCCACUUCAUCAUCGACACAUAUGGCGUACGGCCCGCUGACUCACUCUGGGUGUCUGACCCCCGUUACCGUGACGACCCCUGUAAGCAGUGUAAGAAGCGUUACGGGCGUGGUGACGUGUCGCUGUGCCGCUGGCAUCAUAAACCGUACUGUCAGGCGCUGCCCUACGGCCCCGGGUACUGGAUGUGCUGCCACGGCGCCCACAGGGACACGCCCGGCUGUAACGUGGGUCUCCAUGACAACCGCUGGGUUCCGGUGUUCCACAGCAUCAAUGUGCCGAUCUACAGGAGGGGGCGCCAUGACGACUGAGACUCCAAAUGGGCUGGGCAGAUGCGUAUAUGUCUCCUCCAAUCCUUUGCCAUUCAGCGUGUGUGAGAGCGUGUGGGCGUGGCCUCCUUCACUUUCAAGCCUGACAUGAAUCAAAGCAGCAGAAGAAGAACGGGUGCAUAAACGGAUUUCUAUAGUUUCACAGCGAAUGUUUACCUUACAUGUGGUGCCCUCUGCUGCUCAAAGCUUCCCGAUAAUCAUCUUCCUCUAAUCAACUGUCCAUUUAUGGGAAGGGGGCGGAGUCUCAGACAGGACUUUUCCUCUUUUCUAAAAGGAUCAAAGCAUGCUCUACAAACUUCAAAGGAUGACAUCACCAAAGGCAGAGGGAGGAUGCUGGUGAAGCUGGGGACACUGGGACUCUUGCCAAUAGUCGGCCGUAGUUGGUAACUUUUGGAAAAGUGGGCGGAGCUGGGGAGGAGCGAAGGAGCUCCGCCUUUUUUCACUAAAGUUGCCAACUAAGGAUGAUGAACAUGAGAGGAUAAUGACCCAUGUUAGCUCUAAUCCGCAGUGACCUGUCCAAUCAGAGAGAGUUUUUAAUGCCUGUCCCUUUGAGGAGGCGUGGCUUCAUGUGGGCGGACUUCAGUGUGUGCUGCGCUCUGAUUGGAUGUUAGUUGUUGCACCUUGCUUGUGUUUACAUUUGUACAUAGUGAGAGUUUAUGAGUGCGUGAUAAUCAGCGUGGCCUUGUGAGGAGACGAUGCAAUAAAAAAAUCAUAGUUUAUAUGUGAGGGGAGAAAAAAGAGUGAGCCUUGACCUUUGACCUUCAGAGAUUUCCGUUUUUUAAGGGUUGUUGUGUUUCAGCUGUUUCAUGGUGUUGCUUUAAUAAAGUGCUUUAUCUUUA